AUGAGUCCCACCCUGUAGCUUGUGGCGACCAAUGAAACUGCGAUGUCUGGAUUCCACGAGCCAAUGCCGACGCUGCUCUCAGAUAGGGACUUCCUGGUUUGACCUGGUUUGUUUUGCUCCAUCGACCAUGGCCGCCGAGGGAGAUUUCCUAGCGAGAUAUCGAGCUGUGUCAAAUAAACUGAAGAAGCGUUUUCUUCGCAAGCCAAAUGUAGCAGAGGCGAGUGAACAGUUUGGCCAGCUAGCGAAAGAGCUGAAGCAGCAGGAGUGUCUGCAGUAUGCUGCCUUCUGUAACCUGGCCAUGGCUCGGUGUGAGCAGACUCUGUUUAAUGCUCCUGGAGAGGCCUUGGCAUUAACUGAUGCUGCCCGCCUCUUUCUCUUGUCUGAGAAGGAGAACAGGGCCCUGCAGGCCCCGGGCUUUGAUGAGCACCUUCAGGCUGCACUUAACUGUUACAGCUUUGCAAUUAAGGUGUUCAUUGAGAUGAACCAGCCUGUGAUGGCUGCGAGUCUGUGUCUAGAACUUGGAAAUGCACUCAAGGAGAUGAACAGACCAGGAGAGGCCAUCGUUCAUUAUCAGAGAGCUGCAGAGUUGCAGACGCAGACACCGAUUGAAGCUCUGCUGUCAAUGGGAGAAAUAGCAACGUGUAAAAUUCUCACCCGUGACUAUGAUGGUGCUUUGUCGAUGUUCACGGAGAUGCAGCUUGUGUGUCAGGAGAGAGGACUGCAGCUACCAGGCACCAGCACCCCUGUUGGUGCAUUUCUGGAUAUUGUGGCAAAAUGUGAGAUCUCCAGAGUACUGCUGCUGAUGCUGUUAGAGCCUCCACCUCAGAAGUUGUUACCAGAACAUGCACAGACCCUGGAGAGAUACGCAUGGGAGUCCUUUGACCCUCACAGUCAAGUGACCUUCCUGCCUGAGAAUGUUUUCCUGCUCUUGCAGUCAGUAGUGAUGGCAUGUCAGGAGAAAGAUACCGAGUCCCUGAAGUCUCUUCAGACUGAGCUGUGGCCAUAUCUGGCAGCUGAGCAGAAUCACCUUCUCCACCUGGUGGUUCAGGAGCGCAUCACGCCGUCUGGCCAAGGCAUUUAGUACAGUCCAGUUUCUUUUACUAACUUCCUCUGGGAACAAUACUUCACAUAAUGGAACAUUCCUGUUUCUGACUGGGUCUGUUGUAAGACCUGAAGAAGUGUUGCUUAUAAAACUUCUGUGAUGGAACUUGCACUCGACACAAAUGCACACUCUACAAAACCCUGCCCUUGUUAUUUAGAAAAGUAUCUUUGUCGAGAAAUGAGUGUUGUCUGUUGUUAUUCUGAUGUGAAGAUGUUUGUCACAAUAUAACUUAAGACUGAAUUUAAAUUGUUUAAAGUGAAAUUCUAUGUGCUCUAACUUGAGGGAAGGCUACAAAACUGGACGAAUCUUACACAUGUAUUACGCAAUAGUGACCGUUUUGAUUUUGUUGUAUUUAUAGCAGUUCAAUAGAAGAAACAUGGAUGCCUUGAGUUAUUUGUUUUUAUUAAUAAAUGAUAUGGCUUUUAUUCCAAUGUAAUUACAAACAAAACCUUCUAUUGUAUAGUUCUGUAAUAUGGUGAAAUAAACCACCAUUGUCCUCCA
Messenger RNA from Platichthys flesus (European flounder), 1603 nucleotides. It is a transcript of the gene f8a, whose product is annotated as coagulation factor VIII associated. Gene Ontology annotation, biological process: vesicle cytoskeletal trafficking. NCBI's taxonomy places the organism in Eukaryota, Metazoa, Chordata, Actinopteri, Pleuronectiformes, Pleuronectidae. Gene Ontology annotation, molecular function: protein binding. The record is from RefSeq and is a predicted model, not a curated record. The transcript is spliced from 12 exons. The coding region runs from base 32 to 1081 and encodes 349 amino acids. Gene Ontology annotation, cellular component: early endosome.